Molecule: messenger RNA, 1137 nt
Organism: Naegleria lovaniensis
Lineage: Eukaryota; Heterolobosea; Eutetramitea; Acrasida; Naegleriidae
Exons: 3
Coding region: 1-1137 (378 amino acids)
Cellular component (GO): membrane
Molecular function (GO): signaling receptor activity
Source: RefSeq, a predicted model, not a curated record
AUGAAAAACCAUUCAUCCUCAUCAUCGGUGGUUCAUCAUUCAUCACAGCCCACACAACAAAAUAUUCCUAGAAAACGGUUAGUACAACAAUCAUCAACCAAAGAAGAUGAUGUUGCUGCCGUUUCUUCUUCCUCAACUUGUCCAUCACCCUCUUCUUCCGAUAAGGCUCAUCAUCAUGAAUUAAUGAAUGCCUUCGGAAAGGCUUCCAAGCAUUUGAUUUUUGAUCCUAAAUUAUAUCCCACAGAGAGGAUUCAUUGCUCUCAUCCUGGACAGCAUAAGGUUCCUGUAUACAUGUAUGAAAAUUUUGUGUGGGGAGGAUAUCGAAUGAAUUUGAACUUUGUGGAAUCAUUCAUGUCACUCUUUUCAAUUCACAAUGAAACAUUGAAUAUAUGGACAGCCUUGUUGAGCGCAUUGGUAUUUCUUUAUUUAACCAUUGAUGUGAUAUUUCUAUGGGAUCCAUCUUCGCCGCAAGGACAAACUCCAGACAGUGGAUAUUCUUCAUAUUUUGGAGGAUUUUUGACAGAGAAUUUUAUUGAAAAGACCAUGUUUGUCGUGUAUGCAGUCACGGCAAUUGUUGCAUUUAGUGCAUCACUGUUGUAUCAUUGGUUUAACAGCAUUUCCGAGAAAGUAUAUAUCAUGUUACUCCGAAUUGAUAUCAGUUCUAUUGGCUUGCUCAUUGGUGGUAGUUAUUAUCCUCCUUUGUAUUAUGCAUUCUAUUGCCAUCAAAAUUUUGGCAUCUUCUACCUUAUAAGUAUUAGCGCAUUAUGCCUGAGUUGUGUCGCCAUGUUUAUCAUUCCUCGCUUCUCACGAGAAGAUUAUCGUCAAUUUAGAGUUGCAGUUUUUGGUUUCACUGCCAUGUACGGAUUAUGUCCCUUCUUCCAUGUGAUUUACUUGUUUGGAUUGGACAAUGAUGAGCUUAAUUCUCGAUUAAUGGGUAUUGUGUACAUGUAUCUCUUUUAUGCACUUGGAGUUUUGUUUUACAGUACCAAGUUGCCUGAAAGAAUUUGGCCUGGAAAGUUUGAUAUUGUGUGUCACAGUCAUCAAUUUUGGCAUUUGUUUGUUUUCAUGGCAACCUCGUAUCACUUUUAUAACUGUACGCUCAUGCGAGAAUCACAGAGAUGUUUCGGAGCGCCUUAA